Messenger RNA from Epinephelus fuscoguttatus (brown-marbled grouper), 2918 nucleotides. It is a transcript of the gene mtg2, whose product is annotated as mitochondrial ribosome-associated GTPase 2. Gene Ontology annotation, cellular component: mitochondrion. Lineage: Eukaryota; Metazoa; Chordata; Actinopteri; Perciformes; Serranidae. The record is from RefSeq and is a predicted model, not a curated record. Bases 264 to 1523 code for a protein of 419 amino acids. Gene Ontology annotation, molecular function: GTPase activity; magnesium ion binding; GTP binding. The transcript has 6 exons.
GUUGUCAGAGUACUUGCACACUGACAGCAUGUUGUUGGUAGUUAAUGUGUUAUUAGGCAUUAUUAUACAAGUAUGCAACAAUGGAUGUCUGUCGUGAAUUAAAGUAAUAACUUUGUCAGUUAUCUUCCCGGAAGUAUCGCUCUCUGCUCGCUGUCACUGAUGUGUUCGGAGGCAAGCGGUCGAGGUGACUUUGUGAAACCGUCGUUAGCUACUUAACUUCAGUCACAGCUAACGUAAAUACCGUCUGUACGUUGAAUGUCACAAUGUUGGCGACGUUGUCCAGAGUCAAAAGCCCUCGGUGGCUUUCUCCGGACAUACUCUUAGGAUACAUGUUAGGACAGGAGGUCAGAAGAAACGAGCUGCGCUUGUUCAGUCACAGGUGUUCUCCGGUAUCACCAGCGUGGAGACAGAAAGUCACCGGUGGUGUCAGAGAUGUCAGCACCUCCUGUUCUCUGUGCGCUAAGGUCCGAGGAGGAAAGAAGAGAGAGAUGUCUGAGAAGAAGCUGACCCGUCACUUUGUAGACCAUCGCCGUGUGAAGCUGACGGCCGGAUCAGGCGGCAGAGGGGCCUGCAGCUUUCACAGUGAGCCGCGAAAAGAGUGGGGUGGACCAGAUGGAGGGAAUGGAGGUGAUGGAGGAAGCAUCAUUAUCAAGGCUGACAAGUUUGUUAAAUCAUUGGCACAAGUACUUCCUGUUUACAAGGGAGAGGAUGGACAGUCAGGGAGCAACAAGAACUGUUACGGCAGGAAUGGCAGCCCUUCAUACAUUACUGUACCAUUAGGCACCGUGGUGAAGGAACAAGGAAAGACAGUAGUGGACCUCUCUGAGCAUGGCCAGGAGUAUCUGGCUGUGUUUGGAGGGGCUGGUGGGAAGGGGAAUCGAUUCUUUCUGUCCAAUGAGAACCGUGCCCCAACGACAGCAACCCCGGGGAUGGCGGGCCAGGAGAGGGUCCUUCACCUAGAGCUCCGCACCAUGGCCCACGCUGGACUGGUGGGGUUUCCUAAUGCUGGGAAAUCAUCACUGCUGAGAGCCAUCUCCAAUGCCCGGCCUGCUGUGGCUGCCUAUCCUUUUACAACACUCAACCCACAUGUAGGAAUUGUCAGUUACAGGGACCAUGAGCAAGUUGCAGUUGCUGACAUCCCAGGCAUCAUUCGAGGAGCCCAUCUCAACCGGGGCCUUGGCAUCUCUUUUUUGCGUCACAUAGAGCGCUGUCGUUUCCUCCUCUAUGUCCUGGACCUGUCGGCUGCGGAGCCCUGGACCCAGCUCCAGCACUUGCGUUAUGAACUGGACCAGUAUGAACCCGGUCUGUCUGAGCGGCCUCGGGCCAUCAUAGCCAACAAGAUGGAUCUACCCGAGGCCCGGGAGAAGCUAGAGACUCUAAAAAGCCAUGUCACUGAGCGGGUCAUCCCUGUGUCGGCUCUCACGGGACAGAACACAGAGGAGCUCAUCCUCCACCUUAGAGAACUGUAUGAUGGCUACCUGCAAGGAGGAGGGAGCGGGGAGAGCAAACCAACAAGGUGGUAGUAAAAACUGUUUCCUCCUGCUCUACUGAUAUGACAUAAAUUUAUACCGGUAGAAAAAGAGUGUAUUUAGAUUGUUUAAUAAAUAUAAAAUGAAUCAAAAUUAUGUGUGUGUAUUUAUAACUUGCAGCAUAUUGCUCCAUACACUGAAAUAUUUUUGGGAUAUCUUUAAAACAUUGAAUAAAGACUCUAACAGCUUUAUUCUCUGUUUUAAUGUGUUUUGAUUCGUGUGGUUUUGUGUUGAAACCACAGCUGCUGCUGCUUGGUAAUAAGAGUAAACAUAGUCCCCAAAUGAACCAGCAGAGGGCAUGUGUCUCAUCAUUUUGAAUAAUUUACAUUUCUGAUUUGGUCUCUCUGUGAAUAAAGCUUGAUAGAGUCAAGACAAUGACUUUGGUGGGCAGCUGCUGCCGCUCUUAACUUGAUUUCCAGCCUACACAAGCACAAUGACACAGAUGUGUAUUUGAUUUGCCAGCAGCCCUUAACUGAUGUAUGUUGAACAGUGAUGAUGCUACUGGUGUAUUGUAUCUGAGCAGGUCUAAUUUGUUAUAAAAAGAACCACAUAGGGCAUUGAUACUUUUGUAUUUUGAUGCUGUACUCUGCAGUAAUCCUGCACUCAGAUAAAUGGCAGAUUAAAAGAGAGGAGUAAGAGCCAUUCUGAGUGUAAACCAUAUAAAGGAAGUGCUCACCCUUUAAACAAUUGUUAAGGAAGGUAAAUGAAUAGAGACACUGGAGAAUAAAUGGCCUGAACUCUGGUACAGUUAUUUUUGAGACGUAAAAACACGUGGUGUCUUGCUCUUUUUAACGAUGGCCUAUAGUUUGUCAGCCUCCUCCUCUGGGGCUGAUGUUCUGGAGUCUGCAGUGUCACAUAUCCUCUGUUCGUGGACCUUACAUGACUGCUUUCUUUACGCCUAUAACUUGCAGGGGCAGCCAACAGGAUGCCAUCACUACUUCAGAGAGUUUCUCUGGCAUCAUGUGUAUAAUUUUGUUGAGCUUGUCUUUGGUGGUGUGGCUCUCUCCCUCUCUCCACAGCCCAGCAUGUGAGAGAAAUGGUGAGGAAAGUGUGAAAUGGGCCAGAAUCCUGUGCGACUAUUUUCAAAAGUGUGCACUGUCAUAUGGAAGAGAUAUUUGUGUACUAAUUUGUAAAAUGCAUAAAAGAAAGUUAUCACCUCUAUUAUUAAUUUCAGUUGUCAGAUUGUGCAUCAUGUAGAAAAAGCAGUUUUUUUUAAGAAUAAUUUACAAAACAACAAUCAAUUCUUACUCCAGAAUUUUUCAGCUGAAAACUUUCUAUAAAGUUAUUGCUACUAGAAAACAACUUCAUAUGUUUAAUAUUGAAAAAUCAUCACUAUGUAGAUUCUGCAGUGAGGAAGAGGAAAACCCGCUGCAUUUGUUUUUCUACUGC